AAGGACUGUUACCAGUAAGUCCCUCUUUAUAUAGGAUCCCUACAGGCUGCCUCCUUACUGUAAGCUUUGUAAUUCUGCAAGAAUGAAAACCUUCUUGGCCUGCCUUCUCGUUCUUGUCAUUAGUGUGACAUUAUCUAAUGCAUCUUGCUUCAUGGAAGAAUUGAAGCCUACAAAGCCUGGUGAUGAGAUCCUAGGCUGCACUGACUUUGAAGGAAAGCUGCAUGAUUUUGGCUCCCAAUGGAGGACCAAGAACUGCGUGGACUGUGUUUGUUUCAGGGAAGGAUUGAGUUGCUGUACCAGCUAUGCAACGCCAGUUAAUUUUGAUGAAGAGAAAUGUGAGAGUAUUUUCGACAAGUUGACCUGCAGUUACAAAGUAGUGGAGAAAGCUGAUCAAGCAAAAGAAUGUCAAGUCCUUGAAUGGGUGGGCUAACAGAAAAAUGGUGGUGGAUUUGGAGGAUAUUUCCUUUUCUUCAUUUCAAGGGUUCUUCCUCUUUCAAAUUCAAAUACAUUGAAAUAUGCAGCAUUUGAGUGAAAUCUACUCCCCAGACCUAAUGCUUGAUAAAACCGAGAGCUGUACCUACUCACAAAAGAUUCUGUUUCUCUGCCUUCUGCUUCUCAAUGAAGAAAGAGCUGGCUUGUUCCUUGCUU
Rhea pennata is the source of this 648-nucleotide messenger RNA. RefSeq names its product beta-microseminoprotein J1-like. The transcript has 4 exons. The record is from RefSeq and is a predicted model, not a curated record. NCBI's taxonomy places the organism in Eukaryota, Metazoa, Chordata, Aves, Rheiformes, Rheidae. The coding region runs from base 83 to 430 and encodes 115 amino acids.